This is a messenger RNA of Aspergillus bombycis, 2895 nucleotides long. RefSeq names its product putative DNA repair protein Rad4. The transcript has 4 exons. The annotation marks the transcript as partial. NCBI's taxonomy places the organism in Eukaryota, Fungi, Ascomycota, Eurotiomycetes, Eurotiales, Aspergillaceae. Gene Ontology annotation, cellular component: nucleotide-excision repair factor 2 complex; cytoplasm; nucleus. The record is from RefSeq and is a predicted model, not a curated record. Gene Ontology annotation, molecular function: damaged DNA binding; single-stranded DNA binding. Gene Ontology annotation, biological process: nucleotide-excision repair; mismatch repair.
CUUGCUGAAAGUAUGCCCCGCACGACUCGUGCCCGUUCCAAGAAGAACCCAGCCCCUGGCGGUCACCAGUCAAGAGAGCAAGAUGAUGAGAUCCCAGAAGUAUACCAAGAGAUGCUGGCAGAAGCCGAAGCUCGAGAUCCCGGCCGCCUAGAGAAUGAUCGACCAAUAAAAAAGCGGAAGGUACAGGGGCAGACACUGUCGUCUUCUGCUCCUUCUCAGAUUACAAAACAAGGAGAUCAGUAUCCAUCAAAGAAGCAAGAAAAUGUCAACCCGCAAGUACAAACGGUGUAUGACUCUUCUUCUGAUGAUGAAUCGGAAAUGGAGUGGGAAGAGGUUGACAUUUCUCAAGCACCUGCUGCUCCUAUUGAACCAGCCCCUGUUCCUGGAGGAGAAAACGACACCAUGCAGAUCACUCUUGACCCUCAUCAGGAUCAAAAGCGAAAAGUAAUUAGAAGGCGGAAGCCAAUUACAGCAGCUGAGAAGGAGAUUAGAUUACAUGUGCACAAAGCCCAUCUGCUUUGCCUAUUGUCUCAUGCCCAGUUACGAAACCUCUGGUGCAACGAUGAAUAUAUUCAGGGGUUUCUUAAGCAGAUGUUGACAAAACGCGUGAUCUCGCUUCUGAAUCCGUCGCAGGAACAGCCACAGUAUACAAGGUCGACAAUGUUCAUUGAUGGACUUAAUCAGGCCAGCGAUGCCUUUCUAAAGAGAUUCAGAGUGACUAAGCCGGGUUUGAAGCGAGCUCAUUGGGCAGAUGACUCUCUUUCCUUGAAACAGAGAGUGGAAGAUAUCCAGUCAGACGCAGAGGUUUUCUUAUCGAAGGAGGAUUUUCUUAAACAGGCUAAGACACUUCAAGGCUCUCGCGAUUUUGGUGCCCAGCUGUUCUGUGCCCUACUGCGCUCCGCAGCUGUGGAAGCUAGGCUCAUCUGUUCAUUACAGCCAUUGCCAUUUACUGGAACAACCAAACAAAUGAUGCCUACCAAGCCGGGACGGCAGAUCAUCGUGAUCUCGUCAGAUGAUCAUGAUACCUCUACCGAUGAUUUGACAAAGCGGAGGGCAUCGCCAACACCGUCAAGGACCAGACGACUUGGUCGGCCACAAUUCAAACCCUCAACUCCACCGAAGAGCUUCAUUGCCAACUCACGACCUAGUAUCCGGGAAUCAUUGCACCCGGUAUUCUGGGUCGAGGCUUUCAAUGAAGCGAUGCAGAAGUGGGUUCCUGUUGACCCAUUGGUGACGAAAUCGCUUGCGAAACCUUCCAAAUUUGAGCCGCCAUCAAGUGAUCCGUAUAACUGUAUGAGUUAUGUUAUUGCAUUUGAGGAAGACGCCUCGGCAAGAGAUGUGACGCGCCGUUACUCCAAGGCAUUUAAUGCCAAAACACGCAAGCUACGCGUGGAGUCUACCAAACAUGGGGAAAGAUGGUGGAGCCAGGUUAUGCGGUUUUAUGAGAGACCUUUCCUUGAGGACCGUGAUGAAGUGGAAAUCAGCGAGCUUACGGCCAAAAUUGCUGCGGAGCCUAUGCCCCGGAAUAUACAAGAUUUCAAAGACCACCCAAUCUUUGCGCUCGAGCGACAUCUUCGCCGUCAUGAAACUAUUUUCCCGAAACGUGUCGUUGGACAGGUUAGCGUUAGCAAAUCAGGGUCAAAAAAUCAAGUUUUGGAACCUGUUUAUCGCCGAUCCGAUAUCCACGUUUUGCGAAGUGCGAACAGGUGGUUUCGGUCGGGACGGGACAUAAAGCUUGGUGAGCAGCCGUUGAAGCGUGUUCAAUCCCAUAGCAAUCAAGCCAUAGCUGUCGAGGAAGAUGAGAGGGACCCUGAACAGAAUACUGAAACAGCUUUAUACGCUUUUCACCAAACCGAACUAUAUACACCGCCAUCGGUCGUCCAAGGGAAGGUUCCAAAAAAUGCCUUCGGAAACCUAGAUGUCUACGUGCCGAGCAUGGUUCCCCCUGGAGGAGUCCAUAUCAAGCACCCUGAUGCUAGGCACGCCGCGAAACUAUUGGGUAUUGACUACACAGAUGCCGUAACGGGCUUUAAUUUCAAAGGGCGCCAUGGGACAGCCGUAGUUCAGGGUGUUGUCAUUGCUAAUGAGUAUGGGGAGGCAUUAAAGGAAGUUCUAGGUUGUCUUGAAGACCAAAGGUUGCAGGCUGAGCUCGAGCAGAAAUCGGCUGAAGCGCUUCGGCUUUGGAAACACUUUUUGCUUAGGCUUCGCAUCGCAAAAAGAGUCCAAAGCUACGCGGUUGAAGGCGAAGAGGCCGAUGACGAGGAGAGCAUUGCAUCAAGCUAUACUGGCCACGGCAACCCAGAAGAAACCGGUGGCGGGUUCAUCCCUGAACCAAACCAGGAAGCUAUUGGUUCACAGAGCAUCACUCAAGAACGCCACUUUGAAAGUUUCACUGCUCCCAAAAAUGAUGAUUUUCUCGGCGGAGGAUUCAUUCCUGACGACAGUGAGACACAUCAGGAAACUGCCGAAGACUCGGCUCCUGAAGUGGCAAAGGGUCCCUCUCACACAAAUAGAGCAGAACCGUCUUUAUACUCGCUUGUUGUCGUGUCAGACGAUACGAACACUGCUCAAAGUACAAAGCCUUACCAAGGCACCACAAUAUCUCCCGAGGCUUCAGCGCCCAACUCAAGAGACAAAGAAGGUCCUAAGGAGGACGACCGAAAAGUUUCUGAAGGGGUUUUGCCAAAUACACUUAUCUCGACUGAGUCGUCAACGGCAGCAAAUACACACUCUGCGAGUGUUGAUGUAACUUCUCAGCCUAUCUCAGCAAUACAGUCACGUAUUGAAUCUCCCGUGACUUCAGAUAAAGGAUCGAAUAGUAACGACGAAGGGUCCUUGUUAUCGCAUGAUCCAGAGGAUGAAGAUGCGAUUCCAGAGUGGCUCAUGUCUGAUUAA